CUCGCUCACACCCCAGUGCUGUACUGAGCCAGGAAAUCCAAAGGCCAACACAUUCGCCUCCUCUCUCUCUCUCUCUCCAGGGCAGGAGAAAGAGUCGCGCAGAGAGAGGGAGCGAAGCAGAGAGAGGCAGCGGACGAGUAGAGCUCUUUGCAGCCCGAGCAUCAAACUUUUUGCAAGUCCAGAGCAUGGGGAGACAACCAAGACCCAUGCCCUUCCUUCUGUUCCUCUUCUGGCUGGGGACCUCUUGGGAGGCGCAUGUGCCCCACCGGGUCAUCCCCUCCAACGCUACCGUUUUCUCUCAUAUCUACACGAUAAAGCUGAAAGGAGAUGGCACCGAGGAUGAGGGAUCCUCCUCUGCACCCCAAGAGGCGCUGGGCCCUCCUGGCUCCUCCAGAGGAGGGGGUCUGUACGAGCACACGCUGGAAGGGCCAGACCAGGAGCAUGUGGUCUUCACUCACCGCAUCAACCUGCCCCAGCAGUCCUGUGGGUGCCCACCUGGAACUGAGGACACCCAGGACCUCUUGAGACGGCUGCAGGCACUAGAGAAUGAAGUGCGGUCACUGCGAGACACCUGCCAGGCUGGGGGAGGCUGCUGCCCUGCGACCAGCAGUUCCCAGGCUAGUACAGGCCAGACGGACACCCGAACCUUAUGCUCGAACCAUGGUUCCUUCGACCUCUCCCGCUGCCUGUGCGAAUGCGAGGCAGGCUGGAGUGGCCCCACCUGUGCCGAGCCAACCUGCCCAGGUGGCUGUGGCGGCCCCCAGCGUGGCAAGUGCGCGAACGGGCGCUGCCAGUGCCGCCCCGGCUACUCCGGUGCCCGCUGCGAGGAGCCGCCUUCCUGCCCAGACGACUGCAACGACCAAGGGCGCUGCGUGGACGGGCGCUGUGCCUGCUUCCCUGGCUACUCUGGACCUUCCUGUGCCGACCCGGCCUGUCCACAGGACUGCCAAGGUCGUGGCCGAUGUGUGGAUGGGCAGUGCGUGUGCGACCCUGGUUACUCCGGGCCCGACUGCGGGAGCCGAGCCUGCCCCAGCAACUGCAACCGGCGGGGAGAGUGCCACAACGGGCGGUGCGUCUGUGAGCCUGGCUUCACGGGCCCAGCCUGUGGAACCAAGGCCUGCCCCAACGACUGCAACCAGAGAGGCCGCUGCCUGAAAGGAGCCGUGUGCGCCUGCCACAAGGGGUAUACCGGGCCGGACUGCGGGCAACUGGCAUGUCCGGAGGACUGCAGUGGCCGCGGGGAGUGCCAGAACGGAGUGUGCAUCUGUCAUGACGGUUAUUCGGGAGAAGACUGUUCCAUAGAGAUUCCAUCCAUUGGCAUCCAUGUGAAAAAUCGAGAUGAGACGUCCUUCCGCUUGGAGUGGAACCGCCCGGAAGUAUCUGUGGAUGCGUAUGAAAUUCACGUGAAACCCACACGGGAUCAGCAGGCAGGUGAAUCAGUACGUCUGUCUGGGACGGAAACAGGCUUUGAACGCAGAGGGCUGACGCCGGGAGAGGAAUACACUGUCACUGUCCGGGCAGAAAAGGGGCAGCGCUAUGGACCCCCCGUCACCCAGACCGUGCGUACACGAGUAGCUCCUCCACGUGGUCUGCAGUCGUCGCAGGUGACAGAAAACUCCAUGACCCUGGAGUGGGAACCGCCAGCUUCUCGCCCUGAUGGCUACAUCCUGAGCUACGUGCCUCUGGUUGCCUCUCGGCCCGCCCAGGCCGUGAAGCGUGUGGAACUGCCUGCAGCACCUGAAAGCGUCACCCUGGAUGAGCUGGAGAGCAGCACCCGAUACCGCAUCACCAUGUUCGCCCGCCAGAGCGGCGAGAACAGCCGAGCCACCAGCAUCAUCGUCAGCACUACUGCUCCAGGACCUCCUUCAGCUGCCAAGACCCAAACUUUCCCUAGACUCACCACAAAAAGCCCUGAAGUGCCACUGCGGGACCUGACUGUGACGGACAUCUCUCCGGACAGUCUCCGUGUGACUUGGUCGGCCCCACCCAGUUCCUUCCGCAGCUUUUCCCUUCAGUACAGGGACCCCAAAUCCAGUGCCCCACCAGGGGAAAUCAGAGUACCAGGGACAGAGAGAAGCGUCACCGUGAUGGGUUUGACCCCCAGAACGGAGUACGAACUGGAGUUAAGUGGGGAGAAACCUGAUGGGAGCUACAAUCCUCCACUAACUACAAAGACAUCCACAGCCCCGGCACCAGCCCUGGAGAAGCCCACUUUGGGGCAGCUCUCCGUCUCAGACGUCAAAGAGAACUCUGCCCGCCUGUCCUGGGACGUCCCCACGGGGACCUUUGACUCCUUUUUGAUCCAGUAUAAAGAUGCUGAGGGCAAGCCGAAGAGUCUGCCCGUGGAUGGAGGAUCCCAGGAAGUCACCAUCUAUGACCUAGCGCCUUCCCGGAAGUACAAGUUCAGCCUUUAUGGACUCGUAGGCCGCAAGAGACAUGGCCCUGUUUCCACAGAGAUGGUUACAGGCAAAGUCCCAGCCCCAGAAAAGAAGCCAGAGAGAGAAGUGACAGCUCCACCCGGCCUGGGAGAACUCUCUGCCUCAGAUAUCACCAGCAGUUCUGUCCGCCUCUCCUGGAGUGUCCCCUCUGGGAGAUUUGAUUCCUUCCUGGUCCAGUACAAAGAUGCUGAGGGCAGACCCCAAGUGCUGCCCAUGGAGGGGGACUCCCGCGAAGUCACCAUCCCUAGCCUGGCUCCUUCCCGCAAAUACAGAUUCAAUCUCUAUGGCAUCUCCAGUCGCAAACGUCUCGGCCCAGCCACGGCAGAUGUCACCACAGCAUCACGGGACGAAGAGCCUGUACCUGAGCCUGAGCCGGAACCUGUCCUUGGUGACCUCUUAGUCUCGGAUGCCACCAGCAACUCUGUCCGUCUCACAUGGAGUGUCCCGACUGGCAGCUUUGACUCCUUCUUUGUCCAGUACAAGGACUCCGAGGGCAAUGACCAAGCCCUGACCGUAGACCAACAUUCCCGCGAGGCCACUGUUCUUAAUUUGGUUCCUUCCCAAAGAUACAGAUUCUUCCUCUAUGGAAUCUCUGGGCCCCAGCGUCUUGGACCUGUCUCAGCUGAUGCCACCACAGCCCCACUACCAACAACGCCUGCUCCUCAGCCCAGCUUGGGAGAGCUCUCAGUCUUGGACGUCACCACUGACUCUGUCCGUCUCUCCUGGACUGUCCCCACUGGGAACUUCGACUCCUUCCUGGUCCAGUACAAGGAUGCGGAGGGGAAGCCUCAGGCCCUUCCAGUGGAUGGAAGUUCCCGUGAGGUCACUGUCUCCAACCUCGUGCCUUCCCGAAGAUACAAGUUUAACCUUUACGGAGUCUCUGGUCGCAAGCGUCUGGGUCCAGUUUCUACUGACACAGUCACAGCAUCACUUCCAAAGGAACCUUCAAUUGCUCCCAGCCUGGGUGAGCUCUCUGCUUCUGAUGCCACCAGCAAUUCCGUCCGUCUCUCCUGGACUGUCCCCACGGGGAGCUUUGACUCUUUCCUGAUCCAGUACAAAGACGCUGAGGGCAAACCUCAGGCGAUUCCAGUGGAGGGAGCUUUCCGUGAGACCGUCGUCCCCAAUCUGGUUCCUUCCCGCAGAUACAAGUUCAACCUUUACGGACUCACUGGCCGCAAACGCCUCGGCCCCAUCUCCACAGAUGCCACCACAGCAUCAUCACAGGAACAGCCAACUCCUCCCAGCCUGGGGGAGCUCUCUGCUUCUGAUGCCACCAGUGAUUCCAUCCGUCUCUCCUGGACAGUCCCCACGGGGAACUUUGACUCUUUCCUGAUCCAGUACAAGGACGCUGAGGGCAAACCUCAGGCAAUCCCAGUGGAGGGAGCCUUCCGCGAGACCAUCGUCCCCAAUCUGGUUCCUUCCCGCAGAUACAAGUUCAACCUUUAUGGACUCACUGGCCGCAAGCGUCACGGCCCCAUUUCCACAGAUGCCACCACAGCUGCUGUAGGAACGCCACCAGGGGCCACCACAGAAAAGGUCACCGUCGUUCAGCUCAGCCUGGACCAGCUGUCCGUUUCUGACAUCACCAGUGACUCGGCCCGUCUCUCCUGGACUGUCCCAACUGGGAAUUUUGACUCCUUUCUAGUGGAGUACGAAGAUGCAGAUGGGAGGCCGCAGGCGUUGCCCGUGGAUGGGGCUUCCCGCACGCUCACUGUCCCCAACCUGGAGCCCUCUCACAGAUACACGUUUAACCUCUACGGACUUUACCGCGGCAAGCGCUAUGGCCCCCUGGCAGUGGAGGCUGUCACAGCUGCUGUAGGAACGCCACCAAAGGCCACCACAGAAAAGGUCACCGUCGUUCAGCUGAGCCUAGACCAGCUGUCUGUUUCCGACAUCACCAGUGACUCGGCCCGUCUCUCCUGGACUGUCCCAACUGGGAAUUUUGACUCCUUUCUAGUGGAGUACGAAGAUGCAGAUGGGAGGCCGCAGGCGUUGCCCGUGGAUGGGGCUUCCCGCACGCUCACUGUCCCCAACCUGGAGCCCUCCCACAGAUACACGUUUAACCUCUACGGACUUUACCGCGGCAAGCGCUAUGGCCCCCUGCCCGUGGAGGCUGUCACAGCUGCUGUAGGAACGCCACCAAAGGCCACCACAGAAAAGGUCACCGUUGUUCAGCUGAGCCUAGACCAGCUGUCUGUUUCUGACAUCACCAGUGACUCGGCCCGUCUCUCCUGGACUGUCCCAACUGGGAAUUUUGACUCCUUUCUAGUGGAGUACGAAGAUGCAGAUGGGAGGCCGCAGGCGUUGCCCGUGGAUGGGGCUUCCCGCACGCUCACUGUCCCCAACCUGGAGCCCUCCCACAGAUACACGUUUAACCUCUACGGACUUUACCGCGGCAAGCGCUAUGGCCCCCUGGCAGUGGAGGCUGUCACAGCUGCUGUAGGAACGCCACCAAAGGCCACCACAGAAAAGGUCACCGUUGUUCAGCUGAGCCUAGACCAGCUGUCUGUUUCUGACAUCACCAGUGACUCGGCCCGUCUCUCCUGGACUGUCCCAACUGGGAAUUUUGACUCCUUUCUAGUGGAGUAUGAAGAUGCAGAUGGGAGGCCGCAGGCGUUGCCCGUGGAUGGGGCUUCCCGCACGCUCACUGUCCCCAACCUGGAGCCCUCCCACAGAUACACGUUUAACCUCUACGGACUUUACCGCGGCAAGCGCUAUGGCCCCCUGCCCGUGGAGGCUGUCACAGCCUCAGCAGUGACGACGCCACCACAACCCACCCUAGGGGAGCUCUCAGCUGUUGAUGUCUCUAGUGAUUCUCUCCGCCUCUCCUGGACAGUCCCCACUGGGAACUUUGACUCCUUCCUGGUCCAAUACAAGGAUGCGGAGGGGAGGCCUCAGGCCCUUCCGGUGGACGGAGGUUCUCGCGAGGUCACCAUUUCUAGCCUCCUGCCUUCCCGUAGAUACAAGUUCAAUCUCUAUGGGAUCUCUGGUCGCAAGCGGAUUGGCCCCAUUUCCACUAGUGCGGUCACAGAUCAACUGAUGGUGAAGCCCACUCCAGCACUCAAGCUUGGAGAGCUAACAGCUGGUAAUGCCAUGCCAAACUCCCUUGACGUCUCCUGGACUGUGGAGGCCGGGGACUUUGACUCUUUCAUCAUCCAAUACCAAGACGCUCAGGGCAAACCCCAGGUUCUCCCUGUUGACGGGCGCCUCCGCUCUCUCCACCUCCACGACUUGGCCCCGUCCCACAGAUACCAGAUCAACCUCUAUGGUGUCUUGGGCCGGAAGCGUCUGGGCCCCAUCUCCACAGAAGCAGAGACAGCCCCACUACCAACAACGCCUGCUCCUCAGCCCAGCUUGGGAGAGCUCUCAGUCUCGGACGUCACCACCGACUCUGUCCGUCUCUCCUGGACUGUCCCCAUUGGGAGCUUCGACUCCUUCCUGGUCCAGUACAAGGAUGCGGAGGGGAAGCCUCAGGCCCUUCCAGUGGACGGAGCUUCCCGCGAAGUCACCGUCUCCAGCCUCGUGCCUUCUCGAAGAUACAAGUUCAACCUUUACGGAGUCUCUGGUCGCAAGCGUCUGGGUCCAGUUUCUACUGACACAGUCACAGCUGUACUACCAACAACGCCAGCUCCUCAGCCCAGCUUGGGAGAGCUCUCAGCCUUGGAUAUCACCACUGAUUCCAUCCGUCUCUCCUGGACUGUCCCCACGGGGAACUUUGACUCUUUCCUGAUCCAGUACAAGGACGCUGAGGGCAAACCUCAGGCAAUCCCAGUGGAGGGAGCCUUCCGCGAGACCAUCGUCCCCAAUCUGGUUCCUUCCCGCAGAUACAAGUUCAACCUUUAUGGACUCACUGGCCGCAAGCGCCACGGCCCCAUCUCCACAGAUGCCACCACAGUUGCAGAAUUGCUGGCUGCACCAACCUUAGGAGAACUCUCUGUCUCUGAUGUCACCAGUGAGUCUGCCCGCCUCUCCUGGACUGUUCUAGCCGGGAGAUUUGACUCCUUCUUAGUCCAGUACAAGGAUGCUGAAGGCAAACCCCAGCAGCUGCCCUUGGAUGGAGGCACCUAUGAGACUACCAUCUCUGGCCUGUCUCCUGCCCGACGAUACAAGUUCAACCUCUACGGGAUUGUAGGGCGCAAACGCCUUGGCCCUGUCUCAGCCGACACAGUCACAGCAGCUGCAGUGUCUGGCGAAGGCCCAGCGAAGCCAAGCCUAGAAGAGCUCUCUGUCUCAGAGGUCACCAGCAAUUCCGCUCUUCUCUCCUGGACUGUCCCCACUGGGGACUUCGACUCCUUCCUGAUCCAGUACAAGGAUGCAGAGGGCAAACCCCAGGCGCUGACCGUGGAGGGAGUUGCUCGCGAGGUCACUGUCCCCAACCUGGUUCCUUCCCACAGAUACAAGUUCAAUCUCUAUGGGGUCGUUGGCCGCAGGCGCCUGGGCCCUAUUUCCUCUGAAGCCACCACAGCUGAAGCCGAGGAGGACAACAAGGAGGGAGAAGAUGACGAAGAUGAUGGAGAGAGUGAGCCUAGCUUGGGGCAGCUCUCAGUCUCAGAAGCUAACAGCAAUUCAAUCCGUCUUUCUUGGAGUGUCCCAACUGGGAAUUUUGACUCCUUCCUUGUUCAGUACGAAGAUGGAGAGGACGAGCUGCAGACCAUGCCUGUGGACGGUGGUUCCCGUGAGGUCACAGUCUCUAACCUGUCUCCUUCCCAGCGAUACCGAUUUGACCUUUAUGGACUUUCUGGUGGCGAGCGGCUUGGCCCUGUAUCCACUGAUGCCUCCACAGCUCCGUUGACACCAGUGACGGAGAGGGGGGAAAGAGGAACGCCACCUCCAGGAUCUGACUUUGGGCAGCUCUCUGCUUCUGACGUCACCAGCGACUCUGUCCGCCUCUCUUGGGAUGUCCCCUCUGGGAUCUUUGACUCCUUCCUGGUCCAGUACAAGGAUGCUGACAAUAAACCACAGGCACUGCCUGUAGAUAAGGAGACCAACUCUGUUGUGAUUUACUACUUGGUGCCUUCCUACAGAUAUAAGUUCAACCUCUUUGGCUUGUCUGGACGGAGGCGCUUUGGCCCAAUCUCAGUCAUUGUUGUCACAGCAACACAGCUAAAGAGAGACGAGGUGGAUGCAGAGGACUCUACCGGAAGGGAACCCCGCUUGGGCCAGCUCUCGGUCUCGGAGGUCACCAGCAACGCUGCCCGUCUCUCAUGGAGUGUCCCCGAAGGAAGCUUUGAUUCUUUCUCUGUCCAGUACAGAGACGCAGAGGGAAAGCCACAGGCGCUUCCCGUAGGAGGGGGCUCCCGUGAGGUCAUUGUCUCCAACCUGGUCCCCUCUCACAAAUACAAGUUCAAUCUCUAUGGUAUCUCUGGAAACCAGCGUUUGGGACCCAUAUCUGCCACUGCUGAGAUGACAGCCACAGAUCCUGACGUGCAAGCGGUGGAAGGAAAGGUGGAACCUCACCUGGGACAGCUCUUGGUCUCGGAGGUCACCAGCAACGCUGCCCGUCUCUCAUGGAGCGUCCCCGAAGGAAGCUUUGAUUCUUUCUCUGUCCAGUACAAGGAUGCAGAGGGAAGACCCCAGGCACUUCCUGUAGGAGGGGGUUCCCGCGAGGUCGUUGUCUCCAACCUGGUCCCCUCUCACAAAUACAGGUUCAAUCUCUAUGGUAUCUCUGGAAACCAGCGUUUUGGACCCAACUCUGCCAAUGCUGUGACAGCAGCUCCAGAAACAACUCCGCCAGGUGAGGAGGAAAAGAAGCCCGAAGAAGCCGCAGGCCAAAGAGUUCAGCCCAGCCUUGGAGACGCCACAGUCUCUGAGGUCACCCCAGACUCUCUUCUCCUCUCCUGGAACAUCCAGGAAGGUAGCUUUGACUCUUUCCUCAUCCAGUACAAGGAUGCUGCAGGGAAGCUCCAGGUGUUACCUGUGGACGGCACCAUGCGCUCCCUCCACCUCUACAACCUCAUGCCGUCGCAGAGAUACAAAUUCAACAUCUUCGGAGUCUCUGGCUCUAAGCGCCUUGGGCCUGUCUCGACUGAUGCUGUCACAGCCCCAGAACCAGCACCAAGCGAGGAAACUCAGCCCAGGCUCGGAGAUCUCUCUGUGUCCAAGACCACCAGCGACUCCGUCAGCCUCUCUUGGAGCGUCCCUGCGGGCAACUUCGACUCUUUCCUUGUCCAAUACAGAGACAGAGAGGGCAAGCCCCAGGUGCUGCCCCUAAACGGUGAUUCCCGUGACGUCACCGUCCCCAACCUGGCUCCUUCUCACCGAUAUAAGUUCAACCUUUAUGGCAUUUACGGACACAAGCGUCUCGGUCCCAUUUCCACAGAUGCUGUCACAGGCACCCAGCCUGGGGCCCUGACUCAGCUGAAGUUCGGAGAAUUGUCAGCCCAUGACAUCACCCCAGAAUCAGUCCUCCUCUCCUGGACCGUGGAGACUGGGAAUUUCGACUCUUUUAUCAUCCAGUACCGGGAUGCGGAUGGCAAUCCCCAUGCUUUGCCCGUGGAUGGUGGCAUGCGCUCGCUGCGGCUUCAUGAUCUGGUCCCCUCCCACAAAUACAGGUUCAACCUCUACGGCAUCUCGGGCCGCAAACGUCUCGGGCCCAUCUCUACAGAGGCCACCACAGCCGCUUCAGAACAGCCAGCCCCUCCCAAGCCCAGUCUGGGGGAGCUCUCAGCCUCUGACAUCACCAGCACAACUGUCCGUCUGUCUUGGAGUGUCCAGUCCGGGGAUUUUGACUCUUUCAUCAUUCAGUACCGAGAUGCAGAGGGCAAGCCUCAGGCACUGCCUGUGGACAAAGACUCCCGCAAUGUCAUAGUCUCCGGCUUGGUGCCCUCCCGUAAAUAUAAGUUCAACCUAUUUGGCAUCUCUGGACGGAAGCGUCUUGGACCCAUUUCCACUGAAGCAGUCACAGCUCCAAUGGUGAAAACAGAGGUCCACCCCACACUGGGCGAUCUUUCAAUUUCCGAGGUUACUCAGGGCACUGUCCGCCUCUCGUGGACCAUCUCUGCUGGGAAAUUCGACUCCUUCCUCAUCCAGUACAAGGACACUGAAGGAAAGCUCCAGGCGGUACCCGUCGAUGCUGAUUCCCGCACAGUCGUCAUCAAGGACCUGACCACUUCCCACAGAUACAAGUUCAACCUCUAUGGCAUCUCUGGCAGGAAGCGGCACGGGCCCAUCUCUAUAGAUGCUGUCACAGCUUCCCCAGAGGCCAGCAAACUGGUCUUCCUUGAAAACUUGGUUGUCUCUGAGGUGACACCCACUACGCUGCAGCUCACAUGGGAAGCUCCCGAGGGAGAGUUUGAUUUCUUUUCGGUCCAGCGCAAGAUCUCUGUUCCGGAUAGUGAAAUGAGUCCCACACCGACCAAGAAAAUCAACGUGACCGGGGAUGAACGCUCUGUCGUGUUUCGGGGCCUUUCGCCCAACACCGAGUACAGCCUUACCGUCUAUGGCAUCCAGGACGGGUCAGAAGCGGCCAGCAUCAACACAGUGGCAACGACAAGUGGGACAGAGCUGGAUAGCCCCCGGGACCUGCUCUUCAAUGACAUCCGUGAGACCUCCGUGGUGGCGAACUGGAGAUCACCGUCAUCUCGUGUUGAUGGUUAUAAAGUUUCCUUCCAGCCCUCAGAUGGAGGAGAGCCAAGGAGCAUCUCUGUGGAUGGAUCCAAGCUCCGAACAACCAUUGAGGGCCUGACCCCUGGGGCCAGCUAUGAGGUCACUGUGAUGUCUGUUCGUGGGUUCGAAGAAAGCGAGCCCUUGGUGGGUUAUGUCACCACAGUUCCGGAUGGUCCUUCCAACUUGCGUGCCAUUGACGUCACCGAUUCGUCAGCUGUGCUUACCUGGCAACCUGCUGUGGCUGAGAUGAACAACUACAUUGUCACCUACGGGCCUGCCGGUGGUGCAAGGGCCUCCGAGUCAGUGCCAGGGAACCGGGCUGAGUUGCAGUUGUCAGGGCUGCACCUGGACACAGAAUAUCGGGCCAGCGUGUAUGGGGAGAAAGGAGGAAACCGCAGUUCUCCCGCCAGCGCCACGUUCACCACCGGGGCAGAUGGACCCCGGGAUCUGCAGGCUAGUGAAAUCUCAUCCCGCAGUGCUCGUCUCACUUGGCUGCCACCCCGUGCCCCUCCUGGUGGAUAUCUGCUAACCUAUGAAACCCCGUCUGGACAAUCAAAGGAGAUCACCGUGGACGCUUCUGUCACCUCGUAUGAACUCCAAGACCUGAUUCCUUCCGGUCGGUACCAGGUUCAAGUCCAGGCACUGAGAAGAGGCACUCCUACAGCCCCAACCGCCACAUCCUUCACCACCGGACCCCUGAAAUACCCCUUCCCUCGGGAUUGCGCAGAGGAGAGCCAGAAUGGGCCGGGACCCUCGAGAGUGAGGACGAUUUAUCUUGGGGGCAACCAGGACCGCCCCUUGCAGGUGUACUGCGACAUGGAGACUGACGGAGGAGGCUGGAUAGUCUUCCAACGUCGGAUGAACGGCGAGACCAAUUUCUGGCGCAACUGGCAGGAAUACGCCACCGGCUUUGGCAACCUCACCAGGGAGUUCUGGCUAGGGAACGAUGCUCUGCACCAGCUGACGACAUCAGGGGACUACGAGCUGCGCGUGGAUCUGCGGGCUGGGAACGAGUCUGUCUAUGCAACCUACCAGAAUUUCCGCGUGGAUCCCCCUGCUGAUCAUUACCGCCUGCACCUGGGCAGUUACAGCGGCACUGCUGGUGAUGCUUUCACCUACCACUCGGGCAGCGUCUUCUCCACCAAGGACCGCGACCCCAACCGAGUCAUCAUCCCCUGCGCUGUCUCUUACCGCGGCGCAUGGUGGUACCGCAACUGCCACUACGCCAACCUCAACGGGCUUUACGCAAACAACCGCGACCACCAGGGCAUCAACUGGUUUAACUGGAAAGGCUUCGAGUUUUCCAUCCCCUUCACAGAGAUGAAACUGAGACCCCGCGGCUUCCGGCCUCUGCGUCGGGUGUGAGCAAAGGGAAGGAGGCUGCAGGACUGACUCAGUGGGAGAACAGAGGAGGAGGAAAGAGAAAACAGCAGCAGCAACCACCCCUCUGCAAUGGGAGAUACCUCGCACCCUGCCGCAAAUUCCCCUGAGAAAAAGGAAGGAGCAA
Messenger RNA from Podarcis raffonei (Aeolian wall lizard), 11550 nucleotides. RefSeq names its product tenascin XB (gene TNXB). The record is from RefSeq and is a predicted model, not a curated record. NCBI's taxonomy places the organism in Eukaryota, Metazoa, Chordata, Lepidosauria, Squamata, Lacertidae. The transcript has 44 exons. Gene Ontology annotation, molecular function: protein binding. Bases 186 to 11408 code for a protein of 3740 amino acids.